AACUCACCUCCAAUGUGAAUCCCAUCAUUACCGAUCUCACUAUCAUUGCUGGCCAGCAGAGGAAACACGCCAAGGGCAUCGCCGAUGCCAUUUGCAACCGGAUUCUUGAGGUGCCUGCUGAUAAAAAACUUCCUUCUCUCUAUCUUCUGGACAGCAUUGUGAAGAAUUUUGGCCAGGAAUAUGUUAAAUACUUCUCUUUACGUCUACCUCAAGUUUACUGUGAGGCAUACAGACAGGUCCAGCCUAAUCUACAUUCUGUUCUGCAACGUCUCAUUGGUACCUGGUCAAAGAUCUUUCCUCCCUCUGUCCUAAGUAAUAUUGAAGCUCAAUUGCAAUCUUUACCAGCAAUUAAUAAUCAACAACCCUUUGCUAAUCACUUUGGGGAAUAUGAUUUUCAUGGACCGAUUCUUGGAGCACAUGUUAUUAAACCACAAUCCUUGCAGCAGAUGGAACACUAUAGUUCAAUUAUGGAUAUUGUUGGUGGUGAUCGGUUGGACUCAACGGGAACUGUAGGUAAUACAAGAGAAGGAGGGUUGAAUGAAUGGCAGCAAAAGAGAUUUUCUAGUGAUGGUUGGAACAUAUUCCAAACUUCCAAGACUUAUAAUCUCAAUGAUGAACAACGACGUCAAAGUCCAAGAGCUCUUAUUGAGGCAUAUGGUUGUGACAAAGGCCGUGAAAUUCCUAGUACUAAGCUUUUGUUUGUGGAGCAGCAGCCUGGCAGAAAUGGUUUAGGGAGCAAGUUUCCAUUGGCAUCAUGGCAGCACACUGAAGAAGAGGAGUUUGAUUGGAAAGAUAUGAAUCCAGGAUUAGUAGACUGUAGUAGAAACAGCAGUUCUAUGCAAUCAAGUGUUAGAUUCUCCAGGAAAAGGAAGUUAUCUAAUGAUCUAUCUAAUUCUUCACAUUACCCGUUCAAUAUGGGGGCUGCUUCCCCUGCUUUCAAUGCUCAUGCUACUCGUCCUUCCGGCUUGAAUCCAGCAUUUCCAUUGCAAAAACGUCCUAGGAGUCUGCUUGAACCAAUAAACAUUAAUAAUAACACCAAUGUGGGUCAUGGUCCAAAUAGAACUCUGUUUAUACAUGACCAGUUGCCUAAUCAACCUGGACCAAUUUCCUCUAACCUGCAAAAUCAUGGACAAGCACCUCAACUACAGUUUCUUCCACCUCAAGUUCCAUCUUCAACACAAAUUAGUCAUGGGAGCUCUUUGCAUUUACAUGGGGGAACCUUGCCACUUUACGUCCAAGCCUCCCAACUGCUCCAUCACAAAUGAUGUCUCAUCCCCAUGCCCAUGAUUCGAUGACAAGUCAACCACCACCUACAUAUCUUGAUUUGAUUAGUUCACUAGUGAAUCAUGGUGUGAUCUCGGUAACCAAUCCACCUACCGGACUGGAUUCCAUUGGGACGGAGUUCGAUCCAGAUAUCUUGAAGGUUCGUCAUGAAGGUGUAAUCAGUGCCUUAUACAGUGAUCUUCCUAGACAAUGCACGAGCUGCGGUCUCCGAUUCAAAAGGCAAGAUGAGC
Arachis duranensis is the source of this 1514-nucleotide messenger RNA. Its product is annotated as polyadenylation and cleavage factor homolog 4. The record is from RefSeq and is a predicted model, not a curated record. Gene Ontology annotation, molecular function: mRNA binding; RNA polymerase II complex binding. Gene Ontology annotation, biological process: termination of RNA polymerase II transcription. NCBI's taxonomy places the organism in Eukaryota, Viridiplantae, Streptophyta, Magnoliopsida, Fabales, Fabaceae. Gene Ontology annotation, cellular component: cytoplasm; mRNA cleavage factor complex.